AUGGCGCCACGUCGCAAUCACAAUACCAACAGCAUUGUAACGCAGCAGCAAACACCGCAACAACAAUCAACCGCAAAUCAAACGUCGUCGUCAUCGUCCUCCUCAGCAUCUUUGUCAUCGGUGGUGGCAGGCGGCGGUGCGACAUCUUCACCGUUUUUGGUGGCCAAUUCUGGCACGGCGUCAUCAGCGGCAACGACGCUUUUUAAUAGCUUCUAUACGACGUCAGCACCUACGCAACUCAACGAGGAAUCUGGGAUUAGCAACAGCAUCAGCAACAACAACGGUAAUACGAAUAACGGCGCCAACAAUAUGUCACCCAUGCAAACCGCAAUAACCACCAGCAGCAACAACAACAAUAAUACAUUGACUCCUAAUCAUAACAACAGCAGCAACAACAAUAAGGGAGAUCAAUAUGUUCAUUGUUGCCAUCCUGGUGGUGAGUGCUUCAAAUCCGAUUCUCCCCUGAUCAAUUUGGAUGAUCUCGCCGAUUGUGUGAAAGUGAUUUGCAACAAUGAGAAUUGUAAUGUGGGUCAGUAUAUGCAUCGGGAGUGCUUCGAAAAUUGGGAACAGUCCGUUCUACAAUCCCUCAAGUCAAUGGGUGGUAGGGCCCGAUCAUGGUCUGAUCGUCAAAAGGCACAAAAUCUAUGGACCAAAAAAGGCUACGAUUUGGUCUAUAAGGUGUGUGGCUGCAAAUGUUCCCGAGGCCAUUUACGCAAGGAUUUGGAAUGGCAACAACAACAACAACCCCAACAGCAGUCGCAGCAACAAACAACGCAGUCGAAUAAAACUUUGGCACCUUUGCAGGUCAAUGGUCAGCAGCAGCAGCAAUCUCAACAGCAACAACAACAAAUGUCCAAUGGAGUUUCUUCCAAUGGAAAUAAUUGUGUGCUGGACCACAAAACCACCGAUAACAACCAAGUUGGUCAUCACAAUUCUUCUUCUUCUAACGUUUCAAAUUCCACAUCAUCUUCUUCAGCCACUAACAAUAGUACACCCAAUGUCGGUGUCAUUGGUUCGGGUUUGCAUCAUCAGCAACAGCAACAAAAUCCAAUACAAAACAACACCCAAUCUUCUUCGGGCCUAGCUGAGCUACCGGCCACCGUCAUGUCCUCAAUCAAUAAUCUAUUGAAUGGCUCCAAUAAUAUUUUGGGUUUGGAUUUACGCCCACGCACCAAUAGCCUCUCAUCGGCCAGCAAUAGCCACAGUGGUUCCACCUCACCCUCGGCCAUAUCCUUCUGCAGUGGUGCUGGUGAACUAACCAUGGUUCCAGCACCAACCACCAUCACCAUAUCUUCCAACGGUCUGGCGAAUGGCACCAGCGUCACCACCAAUCAAUUGGCCACAUUACAAAAUUUAAAUUUAAAUGGAUUUUAUCAACCUCAGGCCAACUUAAACAAUCAGCAGCAGCAACAACAACAUCAAACCUCAUUAAUGCAACAACAGCAGGCUCAAUCAUCUCUAACUAAAAAUAUUCUUAAUGGAUUACAAUCGUCUGCCCUGUUGGGAAAUGGUGUAGGCGGCGGUCUAGGAUCUUCUAAUCCGGCUACUACCGCUUCAGUAGUUGCAACCACAGCUUUAUUGAUUAAACAACAACAACAGCAGCAGUGCUCUUCUGCCAAUGGUCUCAAACAUUUGUCACCAUUCGAACAGCAACAAUUGCUGUUGCAACAAAAAGUCAAAGAGGUGGAAUUGUAUUCGGAGAGAGUUCG
Musca vetustissima is the source of this 1709-nucleotide messenger RNA. RefSeq names its product headcase protein-like. The transcript is spliced from 2 exons. The annotation marks the transcript as partial. NCBI's taxonomy places the organism in Eukaryota, Metazoa, Arthropoda, Insecta, Diptera, Muscidae. The record is from RefSeq and is a predicted model, not a curated record.